Porites evermanni is the source of this 4513-nucleotide messenger RNA. NCBI's taxonomy places the organism in Eukaryota, Metazoa, Cnidaria, Anthozoa, Scleractinia, Poritidae. The record is from the annotation of a GenBank genome assembly.
AUGGCAUUGCAGCCGUUUAGUGACAAACAGUUAAAUUUCUUCAAGUUCUCGUCCCUAGUGUUGAAUGAAUUCCCCAAAGCCUUACGGCGGACCUUUAAAACCAUGUGGGACAACACCUAUGGACAUCGCCCUGGUUUCCAGCUUUGGGAUGAUUCAACUGCUGUAAGAAAAAUGUUUGCCACUACAGAGAGUGGCAGGACUAAGGUUCCUGUUCACCAGUCUUACAACAAAUGGGAUUGUACCAACCUGUUCCAGGCUACUAUAUUUGCUCGGUCUUUUGCCUCAGUAGCCAGUACAGGCUCUUACACCACUCUCAGUGAUUUGUACGUGAAGCCCUGUGCAGUACCUUAUGGUAGUUUCCACGCAUGUGUGGUCAGCCCAGGUGGAAUAAUGGAGGAGACCUUUGCACUUGCGAUUGAUCAGCUUCGUCGUCUAAGAAAUUCGCUCUGUCACUCUAUCUGCAGUGAGAUGGACAAAGCACCGUUUGACCAGCGCGUAAAUUACGCCAAAGUUGCGUUUCAAGCCCUUGGUGUGCAGACAGCUCCAAUUGACGCGCUUGGAAGGUUAACGGAGUCGGACUUUCCCACAAACGAAGUUAGACAACUGGAAAGGCGAAUACAAGAAGAGAGUCGGGAAUACAUCAAGUUCCUUGAGGAAAUGACCUCAGAUGUCAUUGAGAUUAAGGCGAUGCAAAAUGUGAUUAUGCAAAGAGUUGACAAUAUUGUUACCAAAGAAGAUAUCGCAAUGUUAGAUCAGAAGAUCGCCAAGUUGCAAGAUGAAAAUGAUGCCAAAUCCAAGACCACAGGUAGGUUAACCACUCUUUAUGGACGACCAGGGGAAUGUGAGUUUUUUCAUGGUUUAUAAAGCGACCGAAAUACAAUAGCGUGUUAGAAAAAUCGUCUUCAAUUAUCAUACCACACGUAUCGCAAGUUGCGCAAGAUCAAAGUGAAGAAGACAGGUAUAUGUUAACUUCUUUCUAUGUCACGUGCUAGGCAUAAACAAAGGAAAGAGUUGUGAGUUAAGCCCCGUGCAAACGGACGCAACAUUGUUGGUUGUUACAUGUUGCGUCCGUUUGCACACCUUGUUGCAUGUUGUUGGAUGUUGUUGCGUGUUGUUGCGCAAAGUUUGAAACCGGUCAAACUUUUCAGCCAACAACUCCCAACAUUUCUUUUGUUCCGUGAUCGCCGAAGCGAAGCGCAACAAUGUUGGAUCCGUUUGCACAGCUCUUCCAACAUUGCUGGGGCCACGCACGCUCAUUACGCAUGGUUUACAAAGACUUAUGGGUUGUAUCCUUCCCACGAUGUACUGCAGGUCCCAACAUUGUUGGGAGUUGUUGCAUCCGUUUGAACACCACUGCCAACACGCACGCAACAACUCCCAAGAUUGUUGGCGCAACAAUGUUGGAAGUUGUUGUGUCCGUUUGCAUGCAGCCUUAGUGAUACGAGAAGCGUUUGGUAAAGGACUACGAUUUAUUUUUGCUUUCAUGUCACUAUUAAAGAUACGAAAACAGAUUUUUACUGUUACAGGCGUGAGACCAUCGCUAUCAAUACCUUCCCUUCCUGGAAUGGUUCCUAAUUUUACUGGACGUCAAAGGGAGUGUGAGGAGAUUAUAGGUCACGUGACUUCUGAAUCUACCCGUCUUGUGUCCAUCUGGGGUUCACCUGGAUUCGGAAAAACAUCACUUGCUAUUGCAGUGGGACACGAUCUCCAGUCUAAAGGAAUGCCGGUCUGUUGGGUUUCAUUACGCGAACUGAAGUCCAAAACAGAUCUCGUUUCAAAGCUUCUAAGCUUUGUUAAGCCAUCAGUCGGAAAUGAUCAUCCAUCCUUCUCGUAUCCAUCCCUUGAUGAUCAGCUUUGCCUACUUUUAAGGGAAAUUUCCGAUCGAUCUAUUUUUAUUCUUGAUAAUGCUGAUAAUUUAUUAGAAGAUGGUGAGCCAGGCGUGAAGAAAGAGGUCAUAGGACUUUUGAAAGAAAUUCUCAGGCGCAGUAAGGCGACCAUAUUUGCUUUAACAACGAGAGAAUCGCUAGGUUUUCUGAGUGUGGAUUUGCAAGGUCACGAGAGUGUAAGAAUCAGACCACUGGAUGAAGACUCUGCAAAGACGUUAGUGAAAGCCCUUGUUCCAACAGGAAGUUCUUCAGACUGUUCACGAAUCCUGCAAAUCUGUGGAUUUGUACCCCUCGCAAUAAAGUUAUUGUGUUCCUCAAUUUCUGAAGGUGAGGCUCAACCAAGCCAAUAUCUCGAUGAAUUCAUGCAGUUCGCCUCCACAGCGAGUAUCGCCGAGAUGUUAGACAGGCCCGAUUACCCAGACGAGUACAGAUUACAGUCUCUUUUUGAGUUAUCUUUUGAGAGGCUCACUGCACAGGAGAAAAAAGCUCUUGUGUCAUUGAGUAUUCUUCCAGAGAAUUUUGGUACGGAGGUCGCUGCUGCUGUUUUAGACGAAAACAAUCUUCAGGCCAAGAAGUUCUUGCAUGGCCUUCGAAGGAAGUCCCUUCUUGAUUUAGAUGAGAAACAAGAGGUAUUUACGAUGCACAAGCUGCUACAAUCAUUUGCAAGAGAAAAAGGAGAAAAUGAAAUGAAAGACAGGGUCCUUAACUCAAAGGAUCGAUUGAACGCAUUUUACGUAUCCCUUUUUCAGAAGCUAAAUGAGCAGUUUCUGACUGGUCAUUCAAUGACAGCGUUUCUUAAAUUCUAUGAAGAUGACAAAAGUAUUAUUCAAAGCCUUUUAAAUACGCUUGCGGAUGCGAAGACAGCUGGCACCGUUUUUGAUGUGUUAGCUAAGGCAGAGUUGUUUCUUGAUACUCUUUUUUUUAACGAAGGAUCAACCUUUUACCUGAUAUACGAUUCGGCAAUAGAGGCUGCGAAGAGGUUUGAGAGAACCGAAUCUUACAGUCGACUACUUGUUUCAAAGGCGUUUGGAGAAGCAUGUUGGGGUGCAAAGGGAAGUACCGUGCAGCUGCUUUGUAAAGCAAAGGAAGCUGAAGCUUCACUGCCUCUACUUUCUAUGUCAGAACUUCAAGGAAAACGUCUGUGUUAUUUAGGGAUCAAUCACCUUGUUAACGGUAAUACGGAAGAUGGAAUUCGGAAUUUGCAACACGCUCUUGAGAUGUUGAGUGGAAUUCCAGAUCAGAAAAAUCUUACGCUUAUAACUCUUCAAAUUCUUGUAAUGUUUUGCCGAUUUCAAAACACCUCGACGGAAUUAAAUGAAUUACUUUGCAAUGCAGCGGGAGAUAAAGACCAACUGCCGGUGUUAUCUUUAAAACAAGGGGAACGAAGGAAACUUAGCAAUGUAGAAGAAAAUCAAAGAGGUGUUAUCGCCGUUUCUGACCACCCCUUAAAACUGGCACUGAUGUACAUUGUAAGCCAGACAACGCAGAAUUUUACUGAUGGCGACACUAGAAAAUAUUUCAAAAACAUUUUACAUGAGAUGCUGAACGAGAUCGAAAGAGAGGAGCAUAUCUCCACAGGUGUUUGUAAAUUUCAUCGGCUUCUUCUGUCUGUUUUAGCUAAAAUGGAAGACACCUCAUUACAGUGUCAAAAAAGAAUUUGUUUCCAUCAAAAAGCUCUAGAUCAGUGUAGCGAAAAAAACCCCUUCUACCAGGUACACAAGGAAGCACUUGCAGCUUGCUACGAAGUCCUUGGUUACAACCAACAUUCAACUGGAGACUUCGAGGCAGCACGAGAUUCUAAACAGCAUGCACUUGACAUCCGCCUUAAACUGUUUGGAGAAGAACACGCGGACACUGCUAACAGUUAUCAUAACCUUGGCAUCACUCAACAUUCACUUGGAAACUUCAACGCAGCACUAGAUUCUAAACAGCAUGCACUUGAAAUCCGCCUUAAACUGUUUGGAGAAGAACACGCGGACACUGCUAACAGUUAUCAUAACCUUGGCAUCACUCAACAUUCCCUUGGAAACUUCAACGCAGCACUAGAUUUUAAACAGCAUGCACUUGACAUCCGCCUUAAACUGUUUGGGGAAGAACACGCAGACACUGCUAAUAGUUAUCAUAACCUUGGCAUCACUCAACAUUCACUUGGAAACUUCAACGCAGCACUAGAUUCUAAACAGCAUGCACUUGACAUCCGCCUUAAACUGUUUGGAAGAGAUCACGUAUCUACUGCUAAUAGUUAUCAUAACCUUGGAACCACUCAACAUUCACUUGGAAACUUCAACGCAGCACUAGAUUCUAAACAGCAUGCACUUGACAUCCACCUUAAACUGUUUGGAGAAGGACACGCAGACACUGCUAAUAGUUAUCAUAACCUUGGAGCUACUCAACAUUCACUUGGAAACUUCAACGCAGCACUAGAUUCUGAACAGCAUGCACUUGACAUCCACCUUAAACUGUUUGGAGAAGAACACGCAACCACUGCUAAUAGUUAUCAUAACCUUGGCAUCACUCAACAUUCACUUGGAAACUUCAACGCAGCACUAGAUUCUGAACAGCGUGCACUUGACAUCCACCUUAAACUGUUUGGAGAAGAACACACAGACACUGCUAAUAGUUAUCAU